GCUGUCAGACAGGGCUGCGAGGAGAGAGUUAAUGAUGGCUGCUUCCUUGAGUCUGUAUGUUUUCUUGUUGUCAUGUCCCCUCGGUGUCCUGGGUUUCUUGAAUUUGGAGGAGCUUAAUGACAUGAAAUAUGGGAUUGAGAUUCUUCCCGAUCCUGUCAUCUUGGGGCAGACCAAGACAGAGGAGGUUAUGAUGGUGUCCAGUAAGUACAAACAGCUGUAUGAGUGUCGACUUCCAGCCCAGGCGGUCCGGUUUCAUCAGGAUCCCGCCACUGAGCCUGACACACAAGGAUACACUGGGCCAGACAUCCCAGACCUGCUCAAGCCAAUGCACAAUGCCCCAUGUCUAGUCAAGACAAAGGACUGGUGGACAUAUGAGUUCUGUCAUGGGCAGCAUAUCAGGCAGUACCACCUUGAAGACACAGAAAUCAAAGGGGACAUUCUCUUCCUGGGUUAUUAUGAGUCAGAAUUUGAUUGGAGCAAUGAAACAGCAAAGGCCUCCAAACAGCACAGGCUAAAGCGAUACCACAGCCAGACCUAUGUAAAUGGCUCUAAGUGUGACCUAAAUGGAAAUCCCAGAGAGACUGAAGUCCGGUUUGUAUGUGAAGAAGGCUCAGGUGACUACAUUGCCCGAGUAGAUGAGCCUCAGUCGUGUCGCUAUGUGCUGACGAUUCACACCAGUCGCACCUGCCAGCACCCAUUCCUGCGGCCACCAUCCACUGCCAAGCCGCAGGGCAUUGUGUGCCAGCCAGCACUAAGCGCCCAACAGUACAUGGAUUACGUCAAGGCUCAAGUCUCGGACACAAAGCGUAAAGUGGAGCAGAUCUCAGAGGAGCUGAGGAGCCUUGAUGAGAUGCUAGCUGGUAACGAAGGAAGAGAUGGAGAAGUAAAAGUAACAGCAGAGGAGACUUUGUCUGCAUCCAGCAAUGACAGAGAAGGUGCUGCUGAUGUAUCUGAAGAUGGAGAGUCGGAGGAGGCAGAAGAUUCUGACUUCUGGGAGGGAGUGACAAAGCCAGAGACUUCAAAAACAACUACUUCCCAACAGGAGAAUCAGGCUGCAGAUGGUGGCCAAAGCUCACAUGCAGACAGUGAAGUCAUAGGUGAUGGUGAUGAAGUAGAAAAAUUCAACUUUAAAAUCAUCACUGACCCGGCAGACCUGAUGAAAUUUGUCCAGCACCUUAAGGAGAGUAACAGAAAGAAAGCACAAAAUCAAGCUAAAAGCAGAGAAGAGAAAGCAACAAGCAACAGGGUAACAGAAAAGCUCAACGAGGAGGAGAAAGAUGAAGAUGACAGUGUUCUACAGGAGUUUGAGGAUGAGAUGGCUGACCUCUCUGUGCCUUCGGAUAAGAUUGAAGAGAUAAAGGAGGAAAUGCAGAAGGAGUUUGACAACAUCAUAAACGAGGCUCAGCAGGAACUCGAGACAGAGGGUCUGAAGGGGGAGUUCGAUCGCACUCAGGCAACACAGACGCUGGAGACAACAUUGGAUAAGCUACUUGAUCACCUGGAGGAGAAAGAUGUUGAAGACUCAGAGCAGAAAAUGUCGGGAGGCCAAAGAGCCAGCGAUCCAACCAGGGGCAGCCCCAGCCUGGCUCCAAAGCACCCAGACCAAGCAGCUGACGACCAUGUUAAGAUCAAAAUAACUAAGUAUAAGACGGGUAUCAGCCCUGAUGGGGAGGUCAAAGUUCAGGAGUUGGGCGAAGGAGAUCCCCAGUGGCAGCACAUAAAGGACGUGGUUAAAGAACAGCUAGAGAAGGCAGGACUGAAGGCCGAAGGUAAAAUCGAGGUGAAGAUCUUGACACGAAAGAAUGCAGAGGAGGCAGGUGAUCAGUGGCUGACUGAGGAAGAUACAAAAUCCUUCAGGGAGCUCCUCAUAAAUCUCCUGACUGGAGGCACUGAAGAGGUUUAUAAAGAGCAGAAAAGGCAGCAGGAAUUGGAGAACAACUAUAGGUUUGUUUGGGGCAAGUCCCAGGAGAAGUCGAAGUCAUCCAGCUCUUCUGAUUCAGAUGACGUGGACAUAUGAGCUCAUUCAGAAUAUCCAGUGACCUUUUGUGCUGUUGCACUCCUGUGGAGAGCAGCAGGGAGGGGGACUCUAACGUUUAGUCACAAUUUUGAGAAAGAGCCCACUUGAGUCAGUUAUUGCUGUUAAUCCUGUGCUGUUUGCACAUUCAGAAAAUGUGUCUAUGUGGCAAUAAUGCAGGUGUCUUUAAUGGGGCACCGUUUAUAUGUUGCAAGAUGAAACCGCAACGUGUCAGCUGUACUUGUGCAGUUGAAGUUAUGCUUUUCCCCCUUUUUGAUGGGAUUCAGUUUUGGUAGAGUUUUUUAGUAAAACCUUCCAUUUUCAGUUUUACUAAAUAUUCACGAUUAGUUCUGAAGUUGUCUGCAGCAAUUAAAUUAUGCUUUGCAUUUGUCUUUUGUGUUGUCACUGACAAAAAAGUCCAUACUAAAAAGCCAAAAAUGGGUUGAAAAUGGAAAAACAAAAGGAAAAAACCCUCAAAGCUUCAAAUUUCAGUUUCCAAUGAUCCUUAAUACUUUCUGAUUUGAUUUAUUUGGUGAGAACAAAGUUAACAGAAUCAUCAAUUAAAUGUUUAUACACACACUCUGGCAGUUGAUAUUUUUCAGAAAGGUUCUGUAAAUUUAGAAACAUUUCAUUUUCAUUCGAGUAGUGAUGCUCUGUUAAAGAAAUGAAUGCUUUUUAAAAAAAGAAAAAAAAGAACUACAUUUACUAUACCUUAAUUUGGCAAAGAAAAUCAUGUAAAGGUACCAUGUCAAUCAGAUUCAGUGCACCAUGUUAAUGCAAACAUGCACUUAAAGGGCUGAAUUUGUACAGUUUGUGAAUACUUGUGGCUACUUGCAAGUCAACUUGUAAAUAAUUAUUGUUAUUUUUUGAUUUGUUUUGUUGUAAAUUAGCGCAGAUUAAGUGGCAGUUCAUUUACCUGAGUAAAUGUGUUUUAAAAAUCCUGACUGCAUUCUUUUAUGAAACAUAAUGGGACUAAGUCAUAUACCUGUUUUUUGUUUGUUUUCAGACAUACAAGAAUGUUUUUCUAAAAAAUCUGCUUAGAUAUUUUGUAAAUACAAUUUUGAGCCCUCUUUUCAGUUUUCCGUUUGGUAUUAAAAACUGCCAAAUGUCA
This is a messenger RNA of Archocentrus centrarchus (flier cichlid), 3125 nucleotides long. It is a transcript of the gene os9, whose product is annotated as OS9 endoplasmic reticulum lectin. NCBI's taxonomy places the organism in Eukaryota, Metazoa, Chordata, Actinopteri, Cichliformes, Cichlidae. The coding region runs from base 32 to 2017 and encodes 661 amino acids. The transcript is spliced from 15 exons. The record is from RefSeq and is a predicted model, not a curated record. Gene Ontology annotation, cellular component: endoplasmic reticulum lumen. Gene Ontology annotation, biological process: retrograde protein transport, ER to cytosol; endoplasmic reticulum unfolded protein response; ERAD pathway.